Messenger RNA from Tripterygium wilfordii, 816 nucleotides. RefSeq lists its product as uncharacterized. The transcript has a single exon. NCBI's taxonomy places the organism in Eukaryota, Viridiplantae, Streptophyta, Magnoliopsida, Celastrales, Celastraceae. The coding region runs from base 1 to 816 and encodes 271 amino acids. The record is from RefSeq and is a predicted model, not a curated record.
AUGAUAACAACCUUGGAAGCAAGGAAUAAACUUGUUUUCAUAGAUGGCACACUUCCUAUUCCUAGCCCACAAGAUCCUAAUCUUCCACUUUGGAAGCAAGGCAACAGCCUCAUCAAAAAUUGGAUUACCAACUGUUUAUCUGCACAAAUUUUAGCUAGUAUCACUAGCUUUAAAUCUGCAAGGGAUCUUUGGCUUGAUCUGAAAAAUAUGUUUUCAGUUACCAACAAGACUCGUGUAUUUGAGAUAUACAGAGCUUUAGCUAAUAUCAAACAAGCUACUUUAUCAGUCACUGACUACUAUGUCAAACUCAAAAGCUAUUGGGAUGAACUUCAACAACAUCAAGCUUUACCACAAUACAAAUGUGGACAGUGUGUAUGCAACACUCACAAACCUGUAAUGCUACAGAGAGAGACAGAAAAAGUCAUGCAAUUUCUCAUGGGUUUAAAUGACUCUUAUCACCAUGUAAGUAGUCAAAUACUCCUUAUGUCUCCUUUCCCUGAUGUGAAUGUAGUGUUCAAUUUGAUUAGGCAGGAAGAGAAUACACAGCAGAUGUAUUCAUCAGAGACAGUGACAGACACUCCAGUUGCUAUGGCUUUCACCAAGCCAAAUAAUUUCUCUUCCAACAAAAAUUUCAGACACAACAACACAGACGGACCAAAAAGAGAUUCUGAUAAUAUAUCCAAGAGUUCUUCAUCAAACAGAGAAGGCAUGUAUUGUAAACAUUGCAAAAAGGACAACCACAAUACAGAAAAGUGCUUCAGACUGUUUGGUUUUCCUUCAAGGAAGAAACCAAAUAAUAGUGGUAGAUCCUACUAA